This is a messenger RNA of Ylistrum balloti, 1521 nucleotides long. RefSeq lists its product as uncharacterized. The record is from RefSeq and is a predicted model, not a curated record. The transcript has a single exon. Lineage: Eukaryota; Metazoa; Mollusca; Bivalvia; Pectinida; Pectinidae. The coding region runs from base 1 to 1521 and encodes 506 amino acids.
AUGGAAGAUGAUACAGACUUGGAAGACGAUGAAUUUCAUGAAAGGUCCAAGAAAAUCUCAAAAGAUCUCAAUGUUUCCAAGAGGACAGGAUCAUCCAAGAAAUUCUCUGAUCUCCAUGUUUCAAAAAGGCCAGUUGAGGAUGACAAUGAAAGUGCAACAAUACCUGUGCCCCCCACAUCAGAUACUGUUUGUGUUCAAUCCACUCACUCUUUGGAAGGAAAACAGAAAUGGGAUAAAAGACAUGCAUGCAAUUUGCCUGCUGAGAGUGAUGAUGAAAGUGUUGUGAUACCUAUGUCCUCCACAUCAGAUGCUCUACAUGUUCAAACCACUCAUUCUUUUGAAGGAAAACAGAAAUGGGAUAAAAGACAUGCAUGCAAAUACUGUGAAAAUCUCUAUCCAAAGAUAGCAAUGCACCUUGAAACAGUGCAUAGUGAUGAAGAAGAUGUUGCAAGAGCUCUUGCCUUACCAAAACAUUCAGGAGAAAGGAAAGAUGCAUGGGCACAGAUUCGAAAUGAAGGAAACUGGGAGCACAAUUUUGAAGUUCUCAAAUCAGGGAAAGGAACUCUUAUUCCUAAAUACAGAGAAAAAGAAGAUGGUAAGCCUAUCUCUAACUAUAUUCCAUGCACAGGGUGUAAAGCAUUAUUUUCUAAGAAAUCUUUGCAUGAACAUAGGAGAUUAUGCAAAGCAAAUUCCUCCAACAAACGAGGCCAAGGAGGAAAAGAGGGAAAGAUGCUGUUGCCUCUGCCAAAGAAUGUAGGUGAAAGUUUUUACAAGAGGGUCAUACUGUCCAUGGUUAAUGAUGACGUGUUCUCUGUUGUUACCAGUGACUCAUUGAUAAUGGAUUUUGGAAAGAGGCUAUUUGACAACAAAGACAUUCAAGAGCACACGCCUAAUCAUAUAAAUGUCAGAAUGAGGGAGUUCGGCAGACUUGUCUUGGGAACCAGAAAACUUCCUUCACCCAUCUUCAGUUGGGAAGAUUGUCUGAAUCCUCUCAAUUUUUAUACCAUUGUUUCUUGUGUGAAAUCUCUAGCAGGAUUUAAUGAAGAUACCCAUUUCUACACCACACCCUCAUUAGCUUUAAAGGUAGGAUACAGCCUUCAACGGUGUGCUAAAAUUCUGGAGUCUAAUGGUAUUACAGAAAAAAAUCAGAGUAAGAAAGAAAAUGGUGAAAAUGUUCUUAAGCUGUACUCCUCCAAUUGGAAUGAUUUGAUUUCUUCGCGUGCCAGGCAGACACAAGAAGAAAAGAAGUACAUUGCACCGAAAAUGCUGCCUCUGAGUCAAGAUGUUUACAUGUUGACUGGAUUCUUGAAAUCAAAGAUGAGGACCAUGAGGCAGCACCUCGUAGAUGAUAUUUCCAUCUAUUUUGAGCUGUUAAAAGUAACUCUUUGCCUGGUUACACUAUUUAAUAGGAAAUGUGGUGGAGAUGUCCAAAGAAUUACCGUAGCAACCUAUAAACAUGCACUAAAGAUGCAGAACAGCUUGUUAUUUGACAAUGAGGUCAGGUCGUCUUUCUACACUUGA